Molecule: messenger RNA, 981 nt
Organism: Gekko japonicus
Lineage: Eukaryota; Metazoa; Chordata; Lepidosauria; Squamata; Gekkonidae
Gene: PUDP
Product: pseudouridine 5'-phosphatase
Exons: 6
Coding region: 1-981 (326 amino acids)
Molecular function (GO): phosphatase activity
Source: RefSeq, a predicted model, not a curated record
AUGGAGAAAGCAAGAGGUGGAUCACCAGACUCCCUGGAAGUGACCAACACAAUUAAGUCACUGAAGAUCAAUAAAAGCCUUGGUCCCAACAGUUACCCUUCAGAAUUCUAUAAGAACUUUUACUCCAGUUUGGCUGAACUGCUUGCUGAAGCUUGUAACCAGGUCUUCAGAAUAGGGAUUUUACCCCCAUCCUGGUCAGAAGCUAUGGUGGUAGUAUUAACAAAACCAGAGUUUGAAUAUAUACUCCAUAAUUAUAUUAGUAGCAACCGUGGACUGAUUUCUAAAAUGUAUCAGAUUUUAAUAAAAAUGGAAAAUAAAAGCCCUAUGUCAUACCAGAAAUUAUGGGAGUCAGAUGAUACUGAACGUUUUUGUACUAUUGUGUAUAAAGAAGUCUGUGAAAACUACGGAAAGAUUUUCACCUGGAAUUUGAAAUCUUCAGUUAUGGGUAGAAGAGGAAUAGAUGGAGCAGAGAUCAUGCGAAAUACCCUAGAACUUCCAGUCACCAAAGAAGAAAUACUGAAUGAAUGUGAACUUAGGCUAAACAAAUUAUAUCCCGCAUGUGCAUUGAUGCCAGGAGUUGAAAAACUAGUCCAUCACCUACAUCGACACAGUAUACCCAUAGCUGUUGCCUCCAGUUCAUCUCGAGAGCCAUUUGAACUAAAAAUAAGUCGACACAAAGAUUUCUUUAAAUUAUUUCAUCAUAUUGUGUUGGGAGAUGACCCUGAAUUGAAGAAUGGCAAGCCAGAGCCCGAUAUAUAUUUGAUUUGUUCGAAGAGAUUUAAACCAUCAGCACCUCCAGAAAAGUGUCUUGUAUUUGAAGAUGCUCCGGCUGGGGUCAAAGCAGGUCUGGCAGCGGGAAUGCAAGUGGUCAUGGUUCCAGAUGAAAACCUGGAUAAAGAUCUCACAAAAGAAGCAACUCUAGUACUUCAGUCUAUGAAUCACUUUAAGCCAGAACUCUUCGGUCUACCGCCAUUUCUCUGA